CCGCGCCCAUAAAACCCGGUGCCGGGCUCUGCCCGCCAGCCCGCCGCCAUGCAGGGCGCCCCCCCGGCGGCGCUGCACCUCCUCACCUCCUGCUUCAUCGACGGCGUCGCGGGCCGGCGGCACGGCGAGGAGCGAGCGGAGCCAACGCCGCGGCCCGGCCCCGCCGAGGAGCCCUCAGCGGCGGGGCGCGGGGGGCGCCCGCCCGGCCAUGAGGCGGCGGCAGCGGGGGGCGGCGAGGCGCCGGCUCCGCUGAGGAGAAAGCAGCGGCGGUACCGCACCACGUUCAGCACCUUCCAGCUGGAGGAGCUGGAGCGAGCCUUCCGCAAGUCCCACUACCCCGACGUGUUCACCAGGGAGGAGCUGGCCGGCCGCCUGGAGCUGACCGAGGCCCGCGUCCAGGUCUGGUUCCAAAACAGAAGGGCAAAGUGGAGGAAACGUGAAAAAACUGAAAUUCUGGGGACUGUUCCAGGAAUCUCCUUAACGCACCCACUUGGUCUAUUUUUGGAUGUUCCACUGAGUCAUUCCCCCCUCCUAGAUCACACGUGGAGGUCAAUGCCUUUUUCAACAUUGGCUGUGCCAUCCAUGUCUUCAGCCUUUAGUCCUUCAACCCUAGGGCCAUUUGGCCUCAGCAGCCUUACCUGGACUUCUCUCUUCAGAAAUCCUAUUUUAAAUCCACAUUUUGGAAGGUUUCUCAAUGCUUUAAAUCCUCUCAUGACAACAGCUUCAGUACUAAUGAAAGCUCCUGGACCCCCGUCAGACCCUGCUCUUACUGCCUUCACUGAUCCAGCAGCAGUUGAAAGGAAAACGUCGAGCAUUGCAGCACUAAGGCUCAAAGCGAAAGAACAUUCAGCACAAAUCCCUCAAUUAAACCUCAUCUCCAGUCUUACAAACACUAACAAAGAACUUUGUUAGGAGCUCUCCCACAGACUGCAGCCAGAGAGGGGAAAGUGAAUGCCUUCCCCAAUAAGUAGCACCCAGAGACAUUUAAAAGAAAAAGGCGAAAACACACACAUCCAGCUGUAGUUCCUCCACUUUCAGCAAUGGAUUAGAAGGAGAUAACCCUGCUAAAAAUUUCCCUUCAUUACAACAUGAAAUCCUGUGGCAAGUUGACUUUGUCAUCGUUUUGAUACAGAGUGAAUUUCUGACACUACAGAAAUAAGCAGGAACUGCCCUUGUCUUUAUAACUCAGGCGACAAUGAAACUGAAGCUUUGAAAUCCCUGAAGUCACUGGAUGCUAGUCCAAAUGUUUGAAAUUCUUCGUAGGAAUAACUUCCGUCUUACAAGCAAUUCUUAACUCAUUUCUCAGGAGGAACUCUUACAUACAGACUUUAGAUGUAAGAACCAGUACAUGGUAUGUUCUUAACUUUGAAAACAUGCUUCAUGUUGAAGUACAGAUGCCAGUGAACCAAUGAAGUCGCACAUUUUAGACAGACUUAGCAGGAAGGAGAUGUAGACUAUUUUCCGUAUAGGCUCUCGAUUCAGAACUAGGUUUGUAUAAAGUAUAUCUUGUUUCAAUCAAGAAAUGUUUAUGUUCAGAGUGGCAAUGUUUUAAUAAUUAAAAAAUACACUUUGUAUUUGAAAACUGUACCCUGUGACAAUAGGUUAUUGAUGUGCAGUAAGUUGUGUGUAGUUCCCAGUGCACAUCCACGUAUCAGUUAGUAGCCAAUAGCUGUAAAUAUGAGGUUACUGAAUACUUUUAGCAUGACUAGUGGCACGUAUUACAAGACCACUAAGCUAAGAGAUCGCUUGUACAUUUCCAUGUUUCAUGCCUUGAGUAGAUUGAGAAUUUAAGCAAAAACUAAAUGUGAAGUGUUAAGUUCUUCCUUGGACUGAUGUUGAAAUGACUAAACAGAGGUUCUGCUAACCAGAAGUCUAUAGUUCAGCAAAAUCAUGAACUCCUUUUCUGGCUUUGGACAAAUCCUUUCAAAGUUUUUGCUGAACUUCCCAUCCAUCAGACAGACUGCGAACAACUACCCCAGCUAUAGGCUUUGCAGCUUACUUGCCUACCUCACAGGGCUGUUGUGAGGACUGAUUAAACAAACGUGACAGAGCUACCCAAGUGCUCAUUGUUGCUUAGCAGUUACAGCAGAAAGGCCAACAGCUAAGAACACCUGCAGAUUACCUUUCCCAAGGCUGUAGUGACACUCCAAGCAAGUUCUGCUGUGGGUUGAUGCGACAACAUGGAACUCGCCCAUUGAUGCUGUCUGGUUCCUAAAGACCAAUCACAAGCACUAAAUUCAGAAGAGAUUUUGUAAAUUUUAGAACUUGUUUUUCCUCACAGCAACUCUGGGACUACUCUUGAGACUAUCAAAGAUGUGUUCUAGGCUGGGGUUUUGAGUGCAGAGCUCCAGAUACCCAACUGCUGCUUCUAUAGACUUCUCUGAGCUUGUAUUUAGGUUUGUGACUGAGAAAGAUGGUUUGCUGCAUCAGGUAGAUCUGUUUUUCAUUUCCUCUGAACUAUGCUUGGACUGCUCUUGGGCUGUAACCUACCACAAGUCUGGAAGUAUUUCUGGAUUCACAGAUCUCAGUUACCACAGGUGGGAGGUGGUGGUGGUUUACUGUUAGGAAAAGCAAGCUUUGUACCCCAAGUAUGCAGGCUAGUCCUGCUAUGUGGGUCAGGCAGCAGAAGAUGUGGAAGGCAAUGUGACCAAGACCUCUCACAAAAAAUUUGUGUGCGUUUCCUUCCACAACAGCUAUUCACUCUCACCAGUCUCCUCCCAUAGCCCAGGGUGCCAGCUGGCAGCACAACACAGUAUCCACUCAAGCACUGGGUUUGUUCCAAAUUAACCUUUUAAGUAGGUUAAUGGUUUGAAAACUGCCAGCACACAAUUCACAGAGUAGAACGUGGCAUCUUUCCUUGCCAUCAGUGUCACUCCUGCAAGGUGAGGAGGUUCUGCAGGAAAGCACUGUGCCAGUGUUUCAUUAAAGUAGCAGGAACUUUAGAAACAGCACAUGAAAAAUAACUGCUGAAGGCUGGUUUGAAUAAAUAGCAUGAAACAGGAAGUUCUCACAUUCACCAAAAACUUUGACUACAGGGCCAUCAAAAUUUCACCCCGAAAAAGCAAAUUCACAAGCUAAAAUUCCCUUGAUUUCAGCAGCUAAAUGCAGAGGUAACUUUUAUCUGUCAAAGUUUUUCUAAUAGCUAUGGACAUGAAUGUUUUCAGGGGCAGCAAUACUCUGAGGCAAGUAACUUCACUUAUUUGUACUAUAGCUUGUACCAGACCCAGCUCUAGGAGCUGCUACCUUUACACAGCACAUACAGGCACUUUUACAUCGGCCACAGACCCCUCAAAAUUAGAGGCUUGGAUACCAGGUCUGGUUCCUAAACCCCUCCCCAGGUUGAUUUGCCGUUGCUCUUUCCAGAUUCACCUUACAAGAAGUUACCCUCUGACAACACCCUCCUCUCUUACUGCAACCACCUGCUUGGUACUGCUCCUCUGCCAGCCUAACUUCUCCUGAAUUUGUCACACCGAGUCGGGGAAGAGGGAGGGACUCUGGUGCAUAUUUAUCCAUGGCUCUGUGGCUUCAAGCCACUGCGCCCUUCUUAAUAUGGGGAAGGAUGGCAAAGGGAAGUACCCUGCUUAUUCUGUUAUAUACAGGUUAAAUAAAAGCUGCCAUUCCUAUGCCAUUUGGGUGGAAGAUGGUGUCUGCAGACGUUAGCAUCUCAGUGGGUGCAAGCAGGGAAUACAGCUCGUUGACGUGUCACCUGUUUUUAGUUUGAAAUGCAGAAGUAUUUUUUAAAAACCUGAUUUCACUUUUUCUGCUUUAAUGACUGCUUCCAAGAAAUUUCUGUUCUUUCAUGUGAAUUAAAAAGCCAGCUGUGAGCGCUAAUGAUAUUAUGAAAAUAAAUAUGCAGGGCAACACUUGAAAUCAGCUUAGGAAUCAAAGUACACCUGUAACCAGAACUCAGCAAGCCUUUCAUGUUAAUUAUUGCUAUUUUUUAACAAAAUAUCACACCAAGGAAGAAAGCUUACCUGUUUAGAAAUGUUACUUUAUUUUAAAUGUAAAUAAAGAGGAUUAAAAGUU
Messenger RNA from Oxyura jamaicensis (ruddy duck), 4026 nucleotides. RefSeq names its product ESX homeobox 1 (gene ESX1). The transcript is spliced from 5 exons. The coding region runs from base 49 to 912 and encodes 287 amino acids. Gene Ontology annotation, biological process: regulation of transcription by RNA polymerase II. The record is from RefSeq and is a predicted model, not a curated record. Lineage: Eukaryota; Metazoa; Chordata; Aves; Anseriformes; Anatidae. Gene Ontology annotation, molecular function: RNA polymerase II transcription regulatory region sequence-specific DNA binding; DNA-binding transcription factor activity, RNA polymerase II-specific.